This is a messenger RNA of Nanorana parkeri, 1984 nucleotides long. RefSeq names its product integrin alpha FG-GAP repeat containing 1 (gene ITFG1). Lineage: Eukaryota; Metazoa; Chordata; Amphibia; Anura; Dicroglossidae. Gene Ontology annotation, cellular component: plasma membrane. The transcript is spliced from 19 exons. The record is from RefSeq and is a predicted model, not a curated record.
GAGCUGCGGUGAUAGAAGCCGGAAGUGAGUGUGUCUGUGUGAUGGGGGAGCUGUCAGUGCCGAGGGGUCCCACCAUCCUCAUCCCCCUCUUCUUCCUCCUCUUGGUGUCACCGGUCCGGGGGUCUCUCCGCACUAUCACCGGGGAUGUGCUGGGCUCGGAUCCCCGAGGGAGGAUCGCCGCCUUCGGGGACUUCAACGCCGAUAAACAGACCGAUCUCUUCAUCGUACGAGGCGGUGAACAAUUGUGGCAUAUCUACUGAGCCGACCUAGAUGGAGGAACUUUGGCCAACGUGAGUCUGUUUUUCUUUUCUAGGAGUGAAGGAGUUGUGAUCACCAGUGUGGUUCCUGGAGAUUAUAAUGGCGAUUCACAGAUGGAUGUUUUGCUCACCACCAUACCCAGAGCACAAGUUGGUAAAGAGCCGUCACUGUCAAUCGUCAUCUACUGGGGACAGAAUCAGACUCUCAAUCUAAAUCAAAAGAUUCAACUGAACACGACCUACACAGACGAGCCCCUUAUAAUAGACUUUAAUGGAGACAUGAUUCCUGAUAUCUUCGGAGUGCCCACUGGAAGCUCCACUCCUGUCAUUACAUACGGCGGUGGAAGCUUGACCGUGACAGCAAACCUGAACACAACGAGACAAAUGUUUGUACCUCAUUCCCACGCUUUUAUAGACCUAACUGGAGACUUUACUGCUGAUCUCUUCCUCACAACGGUGGCAGACAACAAAGACAUCCAGUUUGAGACUUGGGAGAACCAGGGAGGCAAUUUCUCCGGGGUCACGUCCCUCGUCACAAUGCCUAAAGAUGUCAAGGUGGUCGGACAGUCCGUCUUUGCUGACUUUGAUGGAGACGGCCAACAGGAUCAACUGCUACCAGCCUGCGAGGAUGACAAGUGCCUGAAGAGUGUCAUCUAUCUCAUGAAACAUGGCUCCACUCAGUGGGUUCCGGUGUUGCAGAAUAUCACCAAUGGAAACACACUUUGGGCUUUCAUCCCACCGACCGCUUCUCUUACCCAGUCGUUGCCCAUGUCCCUUCAUAUCGGAGAUUAUAACAUGGACGGGUACCCGGAUGCCCUGGCGAUUCUACGCAAUGCAUCGGGAAGCAACCAGCAAGCCUUCCUCUUGGAGAACGUCCCCUGCAAGAACACCACAUGCUCGCGUGUGUUCGAAGUCCACUGGGAGCUCUCCGACCUAAAUCAAAUAAAAGACGCGGCGGUGGCGACCUUCUUUGACAUCUACGAAGACGGCAUCCUGGACAUCAUCGUGCUCAGCACAGGAAGUCCUGAUGACAACGCCAUCCACGUCUUACUGAAUAACUUCGAAGCCGACGCUUAUUUUGUCAAAGUCAUAGUGCUCAGUGGUAUUUGCUCCAAUGACUGCCCUCGUCAAGUCAAGCCUUUCGGAGUUAACCAGCCCGGUCCCUAUAUUAUGUACAUGACGGUGGACGCCAAUGGCUAUCUGAAGAAUGCGUCUGCCGGGCAGCUGAGUCAGUCGGCACACAUGGCUCUCCAGCUGCCGUACAACGUCCUGGGAUUAGGGCGCAGCGCCAACUUCCUCGAUCAUCUGUACGUCGGAAUCCCUCGGCCGCCCGGAGAAAAGCAAAUAAGACGGCAGGAAUGGACGGCGAUCAUUCCAAAUUCCCAGCUCAUCGUCAUUCCGUACCCGCACCAACAGCCUAAAAGCUGGAGUGCCAAGCUUUACCUGACCCCGAGUAACAUUGUCCUGCUGACUGCCAUUGCUCUCAUCGGGGUAUGCAUCUUCAUCCUGGCAAUAAUUGGCAUCCUGCACUGGCAAGAGAAGAAAGCGGACGACCGGGAGAAGCGGCAAGAAGCCCAUCGCUUCCAUUUCGACGCCAUGUGAGGCCUCGGAAAUGACUUCCCUCUGCGAACAAAUGCGGUUUUCCUGGGAAGAGGUGAACUCUUUUCACUCACUGAUGGAGGCACAGUUCAGCGAUUUACAACCCUCCACUCAUUAACUUCUAUAGG